This is a messenger RNA of Ogataea philodendri, 939 nucleotides long. RefSeq lists its product as uncharacterized. The transcript has a single exon. Gene Ontology annotation, molecular function: DNA binding; protein dimerization activity; DNA-directed RNA polymerase activity. Gene Ontology annotation, cellular component: RNA polymerase II, core complex. The record is from RefSeq and is a predicted model, not a curated record. Bases 1 to 939 code for a protein of 312 amino acids. Gene Ontology annotation, biological process: DNA-templated transcription. Lineage: Eukaryota; Fungi; Ascomycota; Pichiomycetes; Pichiales; Pichiaceae.
AUGUCUGAAGAACCGCAGGUGACUAUUCGGAAGGCUGGCAAAGACGAGGUCGACUUCAUUUUGAGUGACGUCGACAUGUCGCUGGCCAACUCUCUUCGGAGAACAAUGUUGGCAGAGGUUCCAACGUUGGCGAUCGAUUUGGUGGAGAUUCUGGUCAACACCAGUGUUUUGGCGGACGAGUUCAUUUCCCACCGUCUCGGUCUUGUUCCGCUCGAGAGCGAAGACAUCGAGCAACUCAAAUACACCAGAGACUGCACGUGUGAGGACCACUGUGAAAAGUGCUCUGUCACGCUGGAUUUGAGGGCCAACUGCACCUCCGACGAGACCAUGAACGUUUAUUCGAGCCAUUUGACUAUUGUGAGUCCGACCACGGGCCUGAAUCUCGGCACACCUGUUGUGAGAGACCCGGAGAGAAAGGGAGUUUUGCUGUGCAAACUGAAGAAACACCAACAACUGCACGUGAGAUGUGUUGCGAAGAAAGGUAUUGCCAAAGAGCACGCCAAGUGGUCGCCAUGUGCGGCCAUCGGGUUCGAGUACGACCCGUGGAACAAGCUCAAGCACACGGACUACUGGUUCGAAGAAAGCGUCGAGGCUGAGUGGCCCAACUCUGCAAACUGCGACUGGGAAGAACCACCUGUUCCUGGAGAGAAGUUCGACUACACAGCCAAACCAAACCGCUUCUACAUGAAUUUGGAAACAACAGGCCCGCUUAAACCUAACGAAGUGUUUUCCAAAGGCUGUAUCGAGUUACAAAAGAAGAUCGCCAACGUUGUGUUCGAGCUGGACAAGUUCGACCAGCAGCAACUCCAAGCCCAACAGGCCAACGGAGGUACGGCCUAUGCAGGACAAACGGUCUAUGGAGGUGCAAAUGGUACGACGUACGGCGAUGUUGUAGGCGGAGGACAAACCAGCUACGACUUUGGUUCUGGUAGAUGGUGA